Messenger RNA from Durusdinium trenchii, 2022 nucleotides. The record is from the annotation of a GenBank genome assembly. Lineage: Eukaryota; Dinophyceae; Suessiales; Symbiodiniaceae.
AUGAAUGCUGAGCCAAAUGCAAAAUACAGGAAGCUGCAAGAACUGAGGAAAUCAAUCCCAUUUGCAAGCAAAAGCUCUUUGGCAGCCAUCAUUGGCCACAUUAGAAAGCAAGGUUUGCCUGAUGGUGGUUCUUCAAAGGAUAUGCGAGCAGCCAAUAGACAACAACUUGCUUUGUUCAAUGGUUAUGGGCCUCUCCUGCAGGAGGAAAAGCUUGUGAUGAUAAAUGGUGAAAGUUGCAGUUUGUUGUUUAUCAACUUGAUGUCUCUUCUCCAUGGUGCUUACAAGCGCUGUCUUGGAUUUCACCAAUUGCUGAAAUCCACUUUGGAUAAGUACACAGAGCCAUUGCACCUGAUGGUCUAUGCAGAUGAGAUCACACCAGGAAAUGUGCUUUCCCAUUCACCAAGUCGAAAGCUUUGGUGCAUUUAUGUUUCAUUUGAGGAAUUCAAGCAUCAUUCUUUGUCAGAAAAUGGAUGGCUGACCCUUUGUCUCCUGAGAUCUGACAUGGCCAGCAAAGUGGAGGCACAUUUGAGUCAAAUUGUCAAAGUUAUCUUGCUUUCAAUCUUUUGCAAUAACUGUUGCAUUGGUGAUGUUGGCCUUCAGCUUCAAGAGAUUGAUGGUACUCCUGUACCUAAAAGAUUGAAAAUGAAGCUUGGCUGCUUCAUCAUGGAUGGCCAAGCUCAGAAAUUGGCCUGGGCCUGCAAAGGUGACUCAGGCAGUCGGUUCUGCACACUUUGCAGCAACAUUUUUCAAUCACAUGGAUCCACAGAGGAGGAGGAGGAAUUGGUCAAUGAGAUCAGCAAGCAUUGCAGGUAUAGAGAUCUGUGCUUGAACUCCAACACAGAUAUCUUGGCUUCCUGGGACAGGAUGUCCAGCAGGGCUGCCAGUGACAUGCCAAAAGGCGAGUUCAAGUUGUGGGAGCAAGCAAGUGGGAUCAGCUGGUCAAGCCAUGCUCUCCUUGCUUGCAAAGAACUCAGGCAUGUGAUGAUGCCAGCUGAUCAGUUUUGCCAUGACUGGAUGCAUGGUCUAUUGUCAAAUGGAGUGUUAUGCAAAGGUACUUUCAAUUUACUCCAAGCCCUUGACAUGUGGGAAGUGGUACAAGGCUAUGUGGAGCAGUGGCACUUGCCUCAUGCUGUCAGCAACCUCAAGCCCAGUGCUCUCUUUGAAGCAAAGCGAAUUAGCAAGCACAAAAAGAGCCAGAAGCUCAACAGCACUGCCAGUGAGCUUUUGUGUGUAUUACCUAUCCUUGCACACUUUGCAAGGGUUGCUUGUCUUCCCACUGGUACACACACCCAGGAAAUUGAAGCAUUCUUGUCUUUGGUGCUGGUAGUGGAAAUACUGCAAGCCUGUUCUUACACCAGUGUGCAGCCUGCUGCCCUUUUAGCAGCUAUUGAGAGAUAUUUGAAGCUUUGGGUGGACCUUGGGUGGCAUAUGCUGAAAAAACACCACUGGCUUCUUCACCUACCUACAUUCCUGUCCAAACACCACUGGCUUCCAAAUUGUUUUUGCAUGGAGAGAAAGAAUAAGAUGAUCAGUCGCCAUGCAAACAUUGUACAAAACACCAGAAGUUUUGAGAGGAGCCUUUAUGAGGAAGUUACAACUUUUGAGCUGGAGAAGCUUUCUGCAGUUGAUUGUUUUGCUACAGGUGUGUACUUGAUUGAUCCCAAGCCAUUGACCAAAAAGCUCAAAGCUUUGGCAUCUGCAAUGUGGGAUGAUUGCCAAGACACUUUGCAGACCUUCAAGGCCAUGGGCCAGCAUGGUUGUUGCACCAAAGGUGAUGUUGUGCUUCUACAAAGUGCAGCCUCCAAGUUUGAUGCUGGUGAAGUUCUUGUGUUCCUUUCUCACUUGGGAGAAAGCCUUUGUGUGGUCAAGGCCUUGCAGCUUCAACAGCUGCAUCCAUGUCAUGCCUUGUGGCAAGAAGUGGACACUUUGGUAGCAGUGCCUUUGCACAUUGUGUUGUUGGCUGCACCCUUUGCAAAAGACCACAGGGGCAUCACCACUCUGACUCCUUGGCAUCUACGAUGA